AUGUCCGCUGCCUCCCUACAUACACGUCCACGUUCUCUCAUCUCCCAACACCAUUGGCGUCCUCCCCCAGAUGUUCUACAGCAUAUGACGGAGGAGAGCGUGCGGCAUGUCCAGUCAAAGAUCCCUCCUUCCUCCACGUUGGCCAACACCUGCCCGUACAGCUGCUCAGCUGCUUUGCCUGGGGUUCCAACUCACUGCUCCCGCCGCGAACAUGCAAAGUACACAGGCGGCCAUCUUGAGAGAAAGUUGUCGGGGAUGCACCUUCCACCGCUGUAG
This is a messenger RNA of Knipowitschia caucasica, 276 nucleotides long. Lineage: Eukaryota; Metazoa; Chordata; Actinopteri; Gobiiformes; Gobiidae. The record is from the annotation of a GenBank genome assembly.